Molecule: messenger RNA, 4671 nt
Organism: Nannospalax galili (Upper Galilee mountains blind mole rat)
Lineage: Eukaryota; Metazoa; Chordata; Mammalia; Rodentia; Spalacidae
Gene: N4bp2l2
Product: NEDD4 binding protein 2 like 2
Exons: 10
Coding region: 2-3703 (1233 amino acids)
Biological process (GO): negative regulation of transcription by RNA polymerase II
Cellular component (GO): nucleus
Molecular function (GO): transcription corepressor activity
Source: RefSeq, a predicted model, not a curated record
GAUGCCUUACACUGAAAUUGAAGCUAAGUUUUUGGGGCCUGGAGAAGAACUUACAAGUGAACCAAGCUAUAAAAAAUUGAAGUCAACUGCAGAUGGUUAUGUUUUCCCCCAUAAUGGUGGUCCUGUUAUUCACAGAAUCCAAGAGAAAACUGGAAAUAAUAGGGUCCCCGUGGCCCCCAUUGAUGUUGGGGGCCAUAGUUGUCCUCAGGAGGACAAAAUCAGAACUACAGAUUCACUGAAACCUUUGCACAGUGAGAUGCCUGGCAAAAAACUAGAUGUUACUGAAUCCAUUGGUUCACAAGCUUUACGGUAUAGAAACACUUCAUCCCUGUCCAAAGAUGAUGAGAUAUAUAGCACAAGCAAAGCAUUCAUAGGACCCAUUUACAAACCCCCUGCAAAAAAGAAAUGCAGUGAAAGGAGGAACAAGACAGAGACUCUAAACCGUAUAAAUGGCAAAGGAAGACAAGAGGAAAAUCAGAAAUUUAAGGACCAAAAAUUGGAGAUUGACACUGAAUUAUCCCAGUUUUACAAAGAAAUUGAAGAACUAGAAAAUGAAAAAGAUGCUUCACAAAGCAGUUCUAAGGAACCCGAACCUUCUCAGGAACAAAUGAUUCCUUAUGACCAGGGGCAUAAUAGUAUUUUAAAAGCUGAUGGAGAAAAUAAAGAUCUCAGUAUUGCUCUUCAGUCACAUUGUGGCUAUUCACAGUACUUGGAGAAUGAACCAGGCAAAUAUCCCUGUCAAGAACAAAUGCCUACAUUCUGUGAUACUUCAUUUACUUCCUUCAGGCCUGAGUGGCAGUCAGUGCAUCCUUUUAUCAUACCCCAUGGUCCUCCUCUUCCCAGUUUUAACUAUCAUUUUAAUAUUCAAAGAUUCAGUGCUCCACCAAAUCCACCACCAAAUAUUUUCCAUGCCCAAGAUGAUGCUCAGAUGCGAAGUGGAUGUUAUGUAAAUAGUUGUCAGGAUAACUGGAACUGUUUGACUUUUGAUCAGAAUGAUGAAUAUACUAACUAUAGUGUGACUAGCAGUGUUCAUCCCUUUGGAAAUGGCUACAGUGUACAAGACGACUACGGUUUCUGUGAAAUCAGAGAAGGGUGCUGGAAAGAUCCUGUGGAUACGCAUAAUGAGACAGACAGGUUUGAGAACCACUGGUUUCAAGAGGAAAAGUUAAACAAAUUGCAGAAGUUACUUAUUCUUUUGCGAGGCCUGCCUGGUUCUGGGAAAACAACAUUGUCUCGAGUUCUGCUUGGUCAGAGUCGUGAUGGCAUUGUGUUCAGCACUGAUGACUAUUUUCACCAUCAAGAUGGGUACAGGUAUAAUGUUAAUCAACUUGGUGAUGCCCAUGACUGGAACCAGAACAGAGCAAAACAAGCUAUUGAUCAAGGGAGAUCUCCAGUUAUAAUAGAUAAUACUAAUACACAAGCCUGGGAAAUGAAACCAUAUGUGGAAAUGGCCAUAGGAAAAGGAUACAGAGUAGAGUUUCAUGAACCUGAAACUUGGUGGAAGUUUGACCCUGAAGAAUUAGAAAAGAGGAAUAAACAUGGUGUGUCUCGAAAGAAGAUUGCUCAGAUGUUGGAUCGUUACGAGUUUCAAAUGUCCAUCUCUAUUGUAAUGAAUUCAGUGGAACCAUCACAGAAAAGCCCACAGAGACCCCUUCCUCUCCAGGAGACACAGAGAGAAAGAAUUUUGAAGGAAACUGGGUACAGGCUUGGUAAAAUCAAACAGAAAUCCAGAAAUAGAAAAAGAAACAAAAAGAAUAAUAGUCUUAGUGAAAACUUACUUGCAACCUCAAGUUCUUGUAUACCAGGAGAUCAGGCUCCAUCUCUGAAUGCAGAGGAAGAUUGCGAAGAAACCAAAAGAGAAUCAAGGGAUCCCUUUACUCGUUACCUACAAAACGAAGUAGGGAAUUUUGUAUAUGGCUCUAAAGAAAAAAGUCGGAAAAACAUAGAUCCUUCAGACAGUUUUCAAAAUGCUAUGCCUACAGUUGUGUUGGACAACACACCAAAGAAUUGCUCCCCUAAUGAAGAUGACUUGCUUCUAACUUUAUCAUCAAUACCAGAUGAAGGCUCUGUCAUUUGUCACAUGAGGACUCAAUAUCUCUCCUGUGAAACAAGGGAUGACUGCUCAGGCAUGAAGGUAGACAAGCACAUGGGAAAUGGGCAUAACUUAGCCAUAGGUACCCAGAAUAUAUUUGCUAAAGCCCCAUGUUCAUCUGUGCAGAAGAUAGAGACAAUAGAUGAAAGUUGCCCAGGUGACCUAGUUCUGUACCAUCAACGUGAAUCUAGAACUUUAGAGAAAACUUUAAGAGAAGAACAAGAAAUACAUGGAAUUAGAAACAACCACUGGGGUUUUUUUACAACCAAGUUGUCUGAUGAGGAAUCACAGUUGGGCUUUGAGAAUCAACCAUACUUUAGCAAUUGGCCUGAGGGCCCUCAUAAGUUUGUGUGUGAACAGAGACAAAAGAAAGAUAGAUCACAUAGACUGAACUGUCCCGACAGCAAGGAACACUUGAUUAAGUUGAUUUCCACUUCUGAAGGAGCAGCAGGCUCAGGAAGACACCCAGAAAUACUGAUGGAGGAGAAGCUCAUAGAAAAAGAUUUGCCACCUGCAACUGAAGCUGUAGAUCUACUCAGAAACCCAGAAACACGUGUCUUUAGAAGCUGCUUACCUCAACUGAACAUCCCAGAGCAUCCUUUAGAAUCAUCACAGGAGAAGCAAAGGAUGCAGAAAAGGAUUCACAAUUUGCCACCAGACUUUAACUUACUGGGACAGACCCAUAUCAACACCAAAGACAGGGAGUUAUGUGACCUGUUAACAGAAAAUCAUAGACUGAACACUAUUUGGGAAGAAAAAGAUACACUUUCAGAAAUAAUCAAUGAAGAAGAGAAAAAGGAAAAAAUUAUGACCUUUGAUCAUCAUCCGUCAUGGUUUUACCUUGAUGCUACCAAAGGUUCUCCUCGAAGCAUCGGUGGACACUUUGAUUCUCGCUGCCUAUUAUUUAAUAGACGAGGGCGUGCUGUGUACUUUUAUAAAAAUCCUCUUCCUUCUCUCAUGCCACAUUAUAUGUCUAGUUUUUGCAUGGUGUCUAUUAACAACAAAAAAGCAUUUUUGACUUUCAAAUCUCAGAAAAGAAUAGAUAAGAAAUUCAUUGAUGUAGGGUUUAUUUCUGAAGAAAUGCUAGGUAGCCAGUCUGACACUUUGUAUUCUUUGAAGUCUUCCUCUGAUACUCAGAUUUUAAGUGAAAGAUUUGAUGAGGAGCUGAAGAUACGGGAAGAACUCGGGCUCCCACAGUGUCUAUCAAUCGAGGAGCACCAAGAUUCAAUAAGCCAUGAUUUUAAUUCCCUUGGGCUGCCAUUAUCACAAGAGUUUGCCUUUCACUUAGUGAAACUUUUUGGAUCUCCCGGAAGUCCAAUGGAAUCCUUGUUAACUGAUGACUGUGUGAUCCCCUUUGACUGGAAGACACUGAAGAUGAUCUUUUUGCAAUGGAAGAUGUCAAUAGAGGAAAGGGAGAAGAAUAUCAGUAAAAGUGAAAAUUUCUUAAACUCUGAGAUCAGUGCUCCCCAUGGUACUGCUGAAGAUCCUGAUCCCCAGAGAGGAGUCAGGGAGCUCAGUGCUGGCUCAAGGAGUCCCUCCAGGAUAGAACCACUGGACACCAAAACCAGCUGGAAAAUCUGCCCAGCAGUUCUUGAUAAGUUCUCUGAAUAAUAAAAACCUCAGCACAUGAGGAUUUUAAUUCCUGCUUGACAUCAGUAGAAGACUUUGGACAAGAGAACAUCUUAUUAAAGAGCAUCUCUAGGGACAACUGGAGUGCGCAUUGGCCUGAAAGCCUGAAGACCGUGCUGUAGAUCCACCUCAUCACUAGCUGGUGAUUGGCAGUCCUCGAGUUACUUUGGGCCUUAUGUUCCUUUAUGUGUGACUGACUAGCUAAGAGGCGCUUAGGCUCUAGGAUUUAUUAACGAUCCUUCUGAUUCUUAACCUCCAGUUGCCAGUCUUAAACAUUGCUUUGUAGAGUGAUGACCUCCGAGUCAAUUUAUGACAUCAUAUCCAAGCUCUGCCACUCACUAGGUAUGCUGUUCACACAGCUCCAUGCCUCAGUUUCCUUUCCAGUUUAAUGGGGCAUAUCAGCUCUUUUUUGCUUUAGAAAGAUAUUGUAAAGGUUGAAUGGGUGAGGAGGACUUCUAAAAUUUCAAGAUACUCGAUCAGUUUUAAGAGGUACAGUUUCUGCUUAGGUGAUUGAUGGGUUGAGAUAAAUCCUUAGUGUUCUGGGGCAAAGCCUCUGAUGUGAAGAAUGUGCAGUGGACUUGCAGCUCCCCUACUGUGCUGAGCACUGGCAGUUGGGCUCAGGAACCUUGCAUGCUUUGAGGUGGGUUGUGGGUUUAUAUGGAGGCUGAGAAUUAAGCAGGGAAACAGUCACAGCUCAGCAGGGAGGGCUGCCUCCUAGAACAAGAAUGGAGUGCCUGCCCCAUGCAGAGCUGGAAUGGGAGAGAGAAUAGCAGAUUGUUUUAAAAAUGCAUUGUAUAGAAAAUGGUAAAACUGCAAGGUUAUGAUGUAUCUGUUGGAUUCUGAAAAUUUCACCUUUUCUCUAUAUGUUUUCCACAUUUUUUAUAAUGAAUGUAUAUUUCUUAAGUCAGUCUAAUAAAAUUUUUUCUCUGACAUUGGGAGAAAUUAAUUUU